ACAGUAUAUCAUAAGUGACAGUGUUAACCACAUAUCAAACAGGUGUAAUCAGGUCAGAAGGAAGUUUUCAUUAAUAUUCCGAGGUUAGAGAAAGGAUUGAAGUAAUCGAAUCCAGAAGCUGUUGCCAAUUAUUAUAGAUCAUCAGUUAUAUUUAUCAACCAAUCAUCCAACCAAUCAAUCAAUCAACCAUUCAUUCAUCAAUCAUAUAUCAUGUCCAAGAGUGUGUUCAUACAGACAGACAAGAAGAAGCGACUUUCGCUAGAUGUGAUUGGUCAACUUGAAGAAGAUUUGGAACAAAAUCCUUUGGAUUAUGGCAAAUGGAAUAGACUCAUCAAACAAGUUUUAAUUAAAGAUAAAGAAGAACAAGUUAGAUCUGUUUACGAUAAAUAUUUAAAUAUUUUCAAGUUUGAUGGAAAUCAAUGGUGCAAUUAUAUAAAUUACGAAUUAAGUAGAGAUGAAUUAGAUCGCGUGGAGAAUUUAUUUCAAAAAUGCUUUUCAAUUACUGAUAGUGUUGAAUUAUGUCGAUUAUAUGUGGCAUAUGUUCGUAGAGUUAAAGAUGUUAGAAUAGGAGGUGAAAAGGCAAGAGGUACCAUUAUCCAAGCAUUUGAAUUUGCCAUUGAUAAAGUGGGUUUAGAUUUAUUAAGUGGUCAAUUAUGGAAUGAUUAUAUUGAAUUCUUAAAAGAUUGGACUCCAACUGCAACUUGGGAACAACAACAAAAAGUGGAUUUAAUUAGAAAAGUUUAUAAAAAAUAUCUUGUGAUACCUUCUGAAACUCUUGAAACUGCUUGGACUCAAUAUACAAAAUGGGAAAAUGAAGUUAAUCCUGCUACUGCUACUAAAUUCAUUUCUGAAAAAUCAGCCGAAUUCAUGCUUGCAAGAUCAUGGAAUACAGAAUGGAAUAAUGUAACAGAAAGACUGUUGGAAAGAAGUAUUCAUGAAGGUGGUAUAAUUGGUUUAAAUGCUAAACAAAAUGAAAAACAAUUAACUUAUUGGUUAAAUUGGGUUGAAUUAGAAAAGAAAAAUAUUUUGGAAUUAAAAGAUUCAAAUCAAGUUGAAAAAAGAAUUACUUAUGUUUAUAAACAAUCAACAUUUGCAUUACCUUUCAUAUCGGAAUUAUGGUUUAAAUUUAGUAAAUAUUUACUUUUUAGUAAUGAAGAAGCUAAUCUUUCUAAAUGUAUUGAAUUAUUACUGGAAGGUUUAAAAUUAAAUCCUAGAAGUUUAAUUAUUUCUUUUCAAUUAAGUGAAUUGUUUGAAAAGGAAAAUUCCUUUGAUAGAGCUAAAGAAAUAUAUACUAAACUUGUUGAUGUUUUAAUCAACGAUCAUAAGUUGGUAUCAGGUGAGAUAGAGUUAAUAAAUGGUUCUACUACGGCAUCAACUAAUGGAAAUAAUGAUGUUAAUAUGGAAGACAGUUCAGUCACACCUGAACCAACUAUAACUUUAAAUAUAAAUAAUAAUAAAAAUAAUAAUGACGACGAUGAUGAUGAUGAUGAUGAGAUUUCUAAUUCUGCCAGUGCUAAUAUAGUACAAUUAAGUGAAGGGGAUAAAGUUAAAUUAAAAGAUUUAAAUAAAACUCGUGAAGAAUUAGAAUCAUCUAUAACACUUGCUUAUGUGAAGUAUAUGACAGCUAGUAAACGAGCAAGUGGGAUUGAAGGAGCUAGAAAAGUAUUCAAACAAGCCAAGAAAUUUAAAAAUAUCGGGUAUCAAUUAUUUGUGGAAAAUGCUUUAUUGGAACAUUAUACAGAUCAUAAGAAAAUUGCUGUUAGAAUUCUUGAAUUGGCUAUGAAGACUUAUGGAACUCAUGGACCUUUCUUGACAGCAUAUUUGAAUUAUUUAAUAAAUUUAAAUGAUGUGGAUAAUAUUAGAAUUUUAAUUCAAACUGCUGAUACGAAUUUAUCUAAAGAAUUAUCUUCAUUAAAUGAUGAAUUACAAAAUCCUGAUUUAAUUCAAUAUAAGAAAGAUUUGAUUGUGAUUGAAAUAGAAAAGAAAAAGAGAUACCUUCGUACCUUAUUGAAAUCAUAUAUAUCGUAUGCAUCGACGUAUUUAUCAUUAGAUGUAGCUCAAAGUUUUGCUAAGAAGUAUGAACAAAAUUUCCCUGAUGAUGAUCCAAUUGAUUUAUUCACUGAUAGAUAUAAAUUGAAUAAUGAUAAUUUAAUCAAGCAAUUUGAAUUGAAUACUGAAACUGAAGAAAGUCAAGAUCAUGAACCUAGUAGAAAGAAGAGAAGAUUAUCCAGAUCAACCAAUGAGUCAGCAGAUGUCAAUGAUAAUAAUAAAACUGAUGAUUCAAAUGCACAUAGAAAUAGUAUAUUCAAUAAUGGUGGUGAAGCGGCUGAAGAGAAAUCAUUCGUUGGUCCUACCAUAAGAUCUCUCUUACAAGUGCUACCUAAUUCAUCGUAUUUCGUACCUGAAAGGGUAUUCAAAAGUGAUAAAUUAGUGAAAUUAUUUGCUAAUCUCCCUAAUAUUGAUUAAAUAGCAUAUACAUCCAUGUAUAAAGAGUUUAGUAUCUAAUAAUUAAUAUAUUUCCAACUCAUUAACAAAAAUCUCGUAGAUUCCUAUUUUGGCUGCAAACAGGAUUUUUUUUCUCUCUCUCAC
Messenger RNA from Scheffersomyces coipomensis, 2589 nucleotides. RefSeq names its product cleavage polyadenylation factor subunit. The transcript is spliced from 2 exons. The record is from RefSeq and is a predicted model, not a curated record. Lineage: Eukaryota; Fungi; Ascomycota; Pichiomycetes; Serinales; Debaryomycetaceae. Gene Ontology annotation, biological process: mRNA 3'-end processing. Gene Ontology annotation, cellular component: nucleus. Bases 211 to 2466 code for a protein of 751 amino acids. Gene Ontology annotation, molecular function: protein binding; mRNA binding.